Messenger RNA from Leishmania braziliensis MHOM/BR/75/M2904, 339 nucleotides. RefSeq lists its product as hypothetical. The record is from RefSeq and is a predicted model, not a curated record. The transcript has a single exon. Lineage: Eukaryota; Euglenozoa; Kinetoplastea; Trypanosomatida; Trypanosomatidae. The coding region runs from base 1 to 339 and encodes 112 amino acids.
AUGUCAUCGCCUGCUGCGACGUUGACAGCGGGCUCUGGGGAGGCAGGGCCACCAUUGACGGCAACAACCCUCACAGACGCCAAUCUACCGCCCGCGGCGGCGGCUACGAAUGCCGCCGCCAGUGACAACGACCUCUCGACCCUCUCCACUCAGGUGUACCUCGAGCGCACAGUGCUGGGGGUCCUGGCCCUUGCGCUAGAGGAUGUGUGCCGAACGCGACCACCGAAUCCCGUGGACUACCUCGGCAGCUAUCUCCUCCGCAGAUCUACCGCAAACAACACCGUCGAGGUGACUUACGAGGAUACUCUCCCCAAGGUUGUACCGACUAACGCAGAGUGA